Molecule: messenger RNA, 390 nt
Organism: Mesorhabditis spiculigera
Lineage: Eukaryota; Metazoa; Nematoda; Chromadorea; Rhabditida; Rhabditidae
Source: the annotation of a GenBank genome assembly
AUGGAGCCGCGGUCGAGAUUCAGCCCAUGCUCCUUGUUGACGGCUUUCCUGAUCCUGCUUCCAAUCUUCGCAUCCGUCAUUUCAUCCCUGCCUGUUUCGGCGUCUGAUGACGACUUGCUGCCAAUGCUCGAUUGGGCUUCAGACGAGGAUGUCCAGCCGAUUUACGUGGCGGUGAAGAGGGCCCAGCGAAUGCCAUUUUCCGGCGGCAUGUAUGGCAAGCGGGCGGCCAUGCCUUUCUCUGGCGGCAUGUACGGGAAGCGGGCGGCGAUGCCGUUCAGCGGUGGGAUGUACGGCAAACGAGCAGCCAUGCCAUUCUCUGGGGGUAUGUACGGCAAACGUGGCGAGCGAAUGCUGCGAUCAAUGCCCCUGAGCGGCGGAAUGUACGGCAGA